Molecule: messenger RNA, 1950 nt
Organism: Salvelinus namaycush (lake trout)
Lineage: Eukaryota; Metazoa; Chordata; Actinopteri; Salmoniformes; Salmonidae
Product: protein eva-1 homolog A-like
Exons: 4
Coding region: 705-1283 (192 amino acids)
Source: RefSeq, a predicted model, not a curated record
UUGAGUGGUAAGAGGGGAAUGUGUAGCAGAGACGAUGGGUCUUACAGAGUGUGGGAGAUGAGUGUUUUUUAGGGAGAAGAGUGCGGAGCACGAGUGUGUGUGUGUGUGUGUGUGUGUGAAUAUCGGUGGGGGUGAGCUUCUCUUGUGUCACAUUCCAGCUUCCAGGGCUCGAUCCCUGCCUGCUGAGAGACGGACCUGGAAAACUUUGGAAAAUCAUUCUUGGAAAACUGUGAUUGGAAGCUGGAAAGUCUUUUGAAACCAUCCCUGUAUCUCUUUGUGACUUCGUAUUGUUGCUGUAGGAGUGACUCCCUCUCUGCUGCUGCUGUUGUUUUGGGGUCUCUGGGCUUUGGAUAGUGGUCUCACUGGAGCCGCGCUGACGCUCUCCGCAUUACUACGGCAGAGGAGAGGAGGGGAGAGAACAUGGAACUUCAAACGUGUUUCAUUGGAAGGGAUUUAUAAUCUGGAUCAUGGAUAUUGACAGAGAAGACUGCUGUCCUGUUCUCAGCUGAGGGGACCAGUGCAUAUUUCAUAGAAGACAGAAGAGAGAACCCAGUUCAGACUUUAUGGAAGGGGGUAGCCAGAAAUUGUUUCCAUAAAACCAUAGAAUAGAAUUAAAGACCACAGUCAGCCAAGUCUGACUCAUACACAGAAGAUAUGAGCCUAGGCCUCUCUCAUGCCAGAGAGAGACAGUUAGUGACAUCAUCAUGAACGCCCCGCCCACAGGAAGCCCCAGCCAAAAUAUGGAGGUGAAGGUGGUCUCCCAGGAGAUGGCUUUGUUUAGCAAUGCCCUGGCAGCCUACACCUUCAUAGCAGACCAGCCUGAGCGAGUAACUCUGGUGUUUGUUAGUGGUGUGUGUGUGGGUCUCCUCCUCACCCUCUGUGCCCUCGUGGUCCAGAUACACUGUCGCACCGACUGUCACUACAGUAACCGACGACGACAUAACCAUCAGCAUAGCAACAGGCAUCCCCACCAUCACCAUGGGGACCAUCACUGUCACCACCAUCCCCGACCUGGCAACCCUAACACUAGCAAUCCCGGCGUAACCACAGAGAUGAGCGGAGACAGCGAAUCAGUGGACUGGGACGACGGGACUUCUGACCUAUCGGCUCGACGACGGAGGCGCUUUGAGAGAACGCUACUGCACACUAGCGUGUUCACGUCCGUAGAAGAGUUGGAGCGAGCUCAGAGGGUUGAGGAGAGAGAGAGGAUCAUACAAGAGAUCUGGAUGAACGGACAUCCUGACGUCAACACUGUCACACGCAGCCUCAACAGAUACUACUGACAGGGACAGAGAAAACAGGGCAAAAAAUAGAUGGAUAGACAGACAAAUGGACAAAGAGGAAGGAUAGGGAUAAUAUACACUUUUAGACAAGGUAGCAUCGAGAGGCUCAUGAAGCACAGGACUGUUAGCCAGGGAGAGAGGGGACAAUGACACUGGGCCACAGAACCAUGGGUGUGUCUGAGAACACCAGACUGAUGUCACGACAGGAUAUGAACCCGGGUCCCCCAUUGGAGAAACCAACGUCUUGACCAUUAGACCAAGAGGAAAUGACCAAGAGCAACCAUGACCUGACUCCACUAACCCACAGCUUUUAGAUCUGUGAUGGGGCAAGUAGGGAAUGAGAAUGCCUCCUGAUUGUGGCCCAGGAUGGUUCCUCCGGGGUCAGACCCCUUUCACAUACUGAGGUGGAUGAUGUCACCACCCCGUGGAUACACUGUGACCUUCCUGACACCAUCCCCAUCACCGUUGACAAAGGCCCACAAUUCACCUCUGUGGAAUACUCUGAUUUCCUAGCCGAACGUACCGCACUACGUUGUACCUGACUGUUACGUUCAUACACAGCACGGUUCACUACCAGGACAAGGACCACAGAGAAAACCUGUUAACUAAAACAUAUCAUGUUUGCCUUCACUCAAUCUUAAUGUGUAUUUAAUUGAUCCACUCUUGU